Messenger RNA from Gallus gallus (chicken), 1101 nucleotides. It is a transcript of the gene FGF22, whose product is annotated as fibroblast growth factor 22. Gene Ontology annotation, cellular component: cytoplasm. The transcript is spliced from 3 exons. Bases 439 to 1023 code for a protein of 194 amino acids. The record is from RefSeq and is a predicted model, not a curated record. Lineage: Eukaryota; Metazoa; Chordata; Aves; Galliformes; Phasianidae. Gene Ontology annotation, molecular function: growth factor activity; fibroblast growth factor receptor binding. Gene Ontology annotation, biological process: cell differentiation; regulation of cell migration; positive regulation of gene expression.
GGGCGCGGAACGGGGAGGGCCCGGCUCGGUUCGCACACGGAGUGUUCCCUGCGCCCGUGAUGCUGCUCGGGGAGCCGGGAAGGGACCUCGGGGCUGUGCUGGGACGGCUGCUCUGCGCUGCUGUCCGCGCCCACGGGGAAACCGAGCCCUGAAGCGAGACCGGAGGAUGAGGACACCAGGAAGGAGGGCACCGAAACCCUUCGGGAGCCUUCCAGAAGCGGACCGGGAGCGAAACGGACGCAGAGACGGCCGUCGGGUUACCCCGACUCGCACGGAUUUAUGAAUGAGACACCCCGCCCCUCGGCCCCGCCCCGCCCCGCCCAUUGACCGCCGCUGCUGCCGCCCGCGCCGUCGGGGCCGCUCGCCGGUGGCCGCGGCCAUGGCCCGGAGCCGCGCAGCGACGCGCUGUGCCCCACCGCCCGCCCGGCGCCCGCCGCCAUGAGGCGCGGGGGCCCCGCCGCUCUCGCCGCCUGCCUCGCUGGGGCGCUCGCCGUGCUGGCGGGGCCGGGACCGGGCAGCUCCGUCUGGAGCGGCCGGCGACCCCCCCGCAGCUACGGGCAUCUGGAAGGCGACGUGCGCUGCCGGCGGCUCUUCUCCGCCACCCGCUUCUUCCUGAGCAUCGACGGCGGCGGCGGAGUGGAGGGGACGCGCUGGAGGGAGCGGCCGGGCAGCAUCGUCGAGAUCCGGUCGGUGCGUGUCGGAGUCGUGGCCAUCCGAGCGGUGCACACCGGCUUCUACCUGGCCAUGAACAAGCAGGGGCAGCUCUACGGGUCGGGGACGGCACCCGCGGAGCCCUCACCCCGCUCACCCCCUUCCCUCCUCUGCCAGAAGGAGUUCAGCCCCAACUGCAAGUUCACGGAGCGCAUUGAGGAGAACGGCUACAACACCUACGCCUCGCUGCGCUGGCGGCACCGGGGCCGCCCCAUGUUCCUCUCCCUCAAUAGCAAAGGGAGGCCGCGGCGAGGGGGCAAGACGCGCCGGCAGCACCUCUCCACCCACUUCCUCCCCAUGCUCGUCAGCUGAGCCCCGCAGCGUUGGCUCCUGGACAGCCCUAUAGAGCAAGAAAAAAUGAGGGGAAAAAAAGGCUAUGUUAUAUAUGUA